AUGGAUGCGUUGACUCCCAGGGACUCCCCCAAGCGCGAUGACUCGAUGGCCACGAGUGCGGCCACUGCUGCUUCUGCCAAGCCUGAUGCUCUGACGAUAGGUAAAGAAGGCAUUGUCCACGGGCACAUCCAUAACUACAACAACCUGACCUAUAUCCAUGGUCACCUUCACCACAGCGCGCCUGUGAACGACAGUAGUGCUUCGGCAACACCUGCAGCCGCAGCUGUUGCUGAUGCCGCUACUUCCGCAUUUGCAUCUGGAGCUAGCCAUGAUAUGGGUGGUGAUUGCCACGUCAAUGAGAAAUGCAAGGAGUACACCGACUGCCAACAUUUCGAGUUCUUGAAUUAUCACAAUAAUCCGUCAUUAACAAAAUAUAAUGAUACUGCAACGUAUAAUUCUAAUAAUCAUUCUUUUGCAAACAAUUUCCAUUCGGUAGCUUCUGAUCCGACAAGUCCCCAACAGAAUUCUAAAAGCGACCUACCACGUAGAAAAGAUUCUUGGUUUAACGACGAUCUGAUACUGCUGCCCUCUUCCAAGAAAAAUAAACCGAACCCACCACCUGGAUCCGAUGAUUGUUAUUGUACGCCCAAGAUUUUGGAAAUAUGUUGUGACGAAACUCAUCCCAAAAGUGAGGCUAAUAUAAAACAAGGUGAAUCUGAUCAACCGACAAAGAAAGACAUAUCUGAGAACGGCAAUGAUGUUGCAAUAUUCACAGAUGUAAAGAACGAUCACUUGAUGCCAAAUUUUAACCUUCAUGAUCAGUACUGUAAUAGUACCAAUCACGACUCUCACAAUCACAAUAAUACUGUACCAGAUAGCUUUUCUCAGCUGAUGUCUCACUUAUCGGAGAUUGAUUGCGAUUUGACCUGUGACACCCCAUGCACGGCUAGCACGAGCGCGACUAGUGGUCACAAGUUUGUUCAAGAUCAUCAAUCAUCAAAUAAUGAUGACGUUUUCCAUAAAUACUGCAAAUUUUGUGAGGAGAGCACUGAUAAUCAACCUUGUUCUAAGCAUAUGCAUUUAGAGUCAAAGCCACCUCAACUACCACCCAAAUGUUCAUCUUUACGAAAACCUACAAACACUUUGCAAGGUACAAAUCAUGCUUAUCACGAACAUAUCUUAAAUACUGAUAUGGAUUUGAAGAUUUUGGAAGAUUUAUGCAAUAUUUCUUCUUUGUAUGAAGUACCGUUUGGAAAACACAUUAACCACCACGACCACAAUAAUGCCGGUAACGGCUGCGAUGGUUCGAGCACAGGAAAUAAUGAAAACGGUAACCAAACAAUGAAUCUUCUAUUAUCAAGCAUUAAUAGAUGCAACCCUAAAAAUAAUCUUAAUGGAAGCAAUAACAAUACGGCUGGAGCAACUUCAACUGAUCAUCAACACCAUCACCAUAGAAUACAGUUUCAUUCUCACAAACCAAAUAGAAACAAUAUUGUGAACAAUUCAGGGAUUAGCGCGGCGAACACAACAGCCGAUCUAACUAACAACGAUUUAAAUGACUUAAUUUCAAGAGAGUAUAGUUAUGAAAGAUUUAGAAAUCAAAGUGAGCCCCCUUCGCUACCCAAAGUCACUCAUCAGAAUCAGAAAAAUCGUAGAUCUUGGCCUACAAAAGAUCUAGAAUCUACUGAUUUCAGCUCUUUGGAAGACUCAUUACCUUCUAGCAUCUCUCCUCCUAUACAGACAACAAGCACUAUAAAUUUCAACUGGUGUUUUAAAGAAGAGAAAAACAAUGACUUAAAAUGCAAAUGGAAAGAAUGUCCUGAGUCUUGUAGCUCACUAUUUGACCUACAAAGACAUCUUUUGAAGGAUCAUGUCUCUCAAGAUUUCAAACACCCUAUGGAACCAUUAGCUUGUAAUUGGGAGGACUGUGAUUUCCUUGGAGAUGAUACAUGUUCCAUAGUGAACCAUAUUAAUUGUCAACAUGGUAUCAAUUUUGAUAUUCAAUUUGCCAACCCAGACUCAUUUUUGCCUGGUAGUAUAUCAAAGGAAAAACAUCACUUACUACAUUGCCCCAACCCACAAACACACGAAGUUUCUAAAGCAGAUGGAGCACCUGAUAUGACGUCUGCAAAUGAUGUUUCCAAUAUACCGCCAAUCAAGCAGCCGGAACAGGUGAUUUGCCAAUGGGAUGGUUGCAAUAAGUCAUUUUCCAGUGCUCAGGAAUUAAACGACCAUUUAGAAGCAGUACAUUUAACCCGGGGUAAGUCUGAAUACCAAUGCUUGUGGCAUGACUGCCAUCGUACGUUCCCCCAAAGACAAAAAUUAAUCCGUCAUUUAAAAGUGCAUUCGAAAUACAAACCUUAUAAGUGCAAGACAUGUAAAAGGUGUUUUUCAAGCGAAGAAACUUUAGUUCAGCAUACCAGGACACACUCUGGCGAAAAACCUUACAAAUGUCACAUUUGUAAUAAAAAAUUCGCGAUUUCAAGUUCUUUGAAGAUUCAUAUAAGAACCCAUACUGGUGAAAAACCUUUACAAUGCAAGAUUUGUGGUAAGAGAUUCAACGAAUCGUCAAAUUUGAGCAAACAUAUUAAGACCCAUCAGAAAAAAUACAAGUGCUCUGACUGUUCCAAAAGCUUUGACGAUUUGGGAAAAUUGAACUCACAGAAAGUGAAAUGCGCAUUGGAAAGAAAACCAUAUUUAUAA
Saccharomyces cerevisiae S288C is the source of this 2643-nucleotide messenger RNA. It is a transcript of the gene ZAP1, whose product is annotated as Zap1p. The record is from RefSeq and is marked reviewed. Gene Ontology annotation, molecular function: zinc ion binding. The coding region runs from base 1 to 2643 and encodes 880 amino acids. The transcript has a single exon. Gene Ontology annotation, cellular component: nucleus. NCBI's taxonomy places the organism in Eukaryota, Fungi, Ascomycota, Saccharomycetes, Saccharomycetales, Saccharomycetaceae.